UAUAAAUUAGAGAGAUUUUUAAAUUAGAGAGAAUAUUUUGAUUCUGUAAAUGUAUUUUGGCGAACCUCUGAAUUUCGACGUGCAAAUACAUAGUUGCGUCAUCGCGUGGGAUUAUCGAAAAGCUGGAUCACGCUCCGUUUGUUCGUUUAUGGGUCGUCGAUCUUGACUGACCCGUUCCGCCGCACUCCUUCGAUACUUCUCGCAUAUUUCGCGUUUAUAAUGCCCAUAAUUAAAAUGACAUCAGCUUUGUUUUCUCCGAUCUCCUCCCCCUUUGCUUUAAAAUGUUUGGAAUGCAACACAGGGCUUAUUUGUGGAACAUUGUUGGUGCACGUAUGCAUAGUUAUCGCUGAGGAUGUCGGCAGACAGUGUGUCUUUAGUUCAUUGUACGCCAGAUGGCUCACGCGAAAAUAUAUGAACGGAAAUUCGAGUGUGCCAAACGCAAAAGGAAUGCGGUGGACAUCUCAGGAAAUGUCUAGUUAAUAUACACGGAACAAUGAGUGCAAUAAUUGAGAUGCGUGGCUGAAUAUUUGUUGAGCGAACUAAAGAAGCUCUCGGAGGAGAGUCUUACUCGCCAGCCAGAAGAGGUGUUCGACAUCAUCUGUAAAUUGGGCGAAGGAUCUUAUGGCAGUGUGUAUAAGGCGUUGCACAAGGAGAGCGGGCAGGUGCUCGCCAUCAAACAGGUGCCCGUGGACACGGACCUGCAGGAGAUCAUCAAGGAGAUCUCCAUUAUGCAGCAGUGCGACAGCCCGUACGUGGUCAAGUACUACGGCAGCUACUUCAAGAACACAGACCUCUGGAUUGUAAUGGAAUACUGUGGCGCCGGAUCGGUAUCGGACAUUAUGAGGUUACGAAAGAAGACACUGUCUGAGGACGAGAUCGCUACUAUAUUAUGCGAUACUCUUAAAGGGCUGGAAUACCUGCACAGAAGGAGAAAGAUCCAUAGAGAUAUUAAGGCGGGAAAUAUUCUGCUCAAUACGGAGGGGCACGCCAAGCUAGCAGACUUUGGUGUCGCUGGACAACUAACGGACACUAUGGCUAAACGAAACACAGUGAUCGGAACCCCAUUCUGGAUGGCUCCCGAGGUGAUCCAGGAGAUCGGCUACGACUGCGUGGCAGACAUUUGGUCGUUGGGCAUCACGGCGUUAGAAAUGGCAGAGGGCAAACCUCCAUACGGAGACAUACAUCCAAUGAGAGCUAUCUUCAUGAUACCGACUAAACCACCUCCUUCAUUCAGAGAACCGGACCAAUGGUCUUCAGAGUUCAUAGACUUCGUCAGCCAGUGCCUUAUAAAGAACCCGGAGGAGCGAGCUACAGCAGAGUUCCUGUUAAAUCACGAGUUCAUAGGUAACGCAAAGCAUCCGACCAUACUGAGCACGAUGAUAGCGGAGGCUCGCGAGAUCCGAGAGUCGCAAGCCUUCCGGAAUGCAACACAGUCCAAUAAUGCUAAAACAUUCGGAGCUGGCGAGGGCUACGAUGAGGAGACUAUGAAGCAGCGGUCGGACGGCACACUGGUAGCUCGACGGACCGGCUCCACAGAGCUGGCGGAUGAUCUCGGCACUAUGGUUAUCAACGAGCCGGACGUCGACCUCGCCACCAUGAAACGGCAUGACACCGACCCUAUGGACACGAAUCGUCCGAAGUACCGGCCGUUGUUUCUGGAACACUUCGAAAAGAAGGAGGUGAAUCACCUCGGCCUCGCGCCUGCUAACGGCGCGCCCGAACACCCCCCGCCCGCCCCGUUACUAGACAGCACAGAAGACGGCGGCACUCUAGUUCGCGCCCUGGUCGAGGAAGGCAACUUCGAAUUCUUAUCGUGUCUGCCCGUGGGUGAACUGGAAGCUCGCGUUUCGCGACUAGACGCUGAAAUGGAGGCCGAGAUAGAGCAGUUGCGCGCGCGGUACACCCGCAAGCGGCAGCCGAUCCUCGACGCUAUACACCUCAAGAGGAAGCGGCAGCAGAACUUCUAGCACCGCGGACUGCUAAGUAUCACGCGCUCAUAAAGACAUUGAAAUUAUUUUCGACAGUUUCACAUUCGACUAUACUUACUAUACGUCGUUACGCGAGGACGCGAAGUGUUUUUAAAAAAUAUGUUGGAAUCAUUUCUAGCACCGCGGACCGCUUGGUAUCACGCGCUCAUAGAGACAUUGAAAUUAUUUUCGACGGUCGACAGUUUCGCCUUGGUCUAUACUUAAUACGUUCGAUACGCGAGGACUCAAGUGUUUUUAAACUAUAUGUUAGAAUAUUUUUUUUUCUUUUGAGAGUUUCUCGGUACAAAUAGUUUUGUUGAUCAACUAUAUUGUAAAAUAAUGCUUAUGAUUAUAGGUAUUGACAACACUUUUAUCAUUUCUAAAACGUACUUAUAUAUCUAGUUCUUUAUACUUUUUCCUUAUUUUUAAAACAAAUCUGAAUAUAAGGUUUCCGUACAGGUCUGUGAGGUAACAUUUGCUUCAUGGUUUGUAUUGCAACAGAUGUUAUCUUUUCAAGUUACUUUAGCAUUCUUAUAUUUCGUUUCUCUGUUCGAACUGGAAUAUUUUAUUUUUUCCAAGUUCUCAGAAGAAGGUUGUUUUUUUUUUUUUUGCAAAUAAUUUAUUAUAAUAAAUCUACCUUCUCUUUGAGACUGUGUUUCUUCACACACUGCGUGUCCUCAAGGUGCUUUUGAUGUGGUGCCAAAAUAUAAAGUGGGUUCCUAAACAUCGCGUUAUUAAUAUUGCAUUUACACAAUCGUGAACUAAUAUUAAACUACGCGGCCUAAUCUUUUCGAAAAAAAUAUUUAAAGAACAGCAAAAAAAAACUGAUUGUCCUUCGUAUAAAAAGGUUUAACUCAAAUGUGAUUAAUUUUUACACAAAAUUAUUGGACAAUAGUUAUAAUUGCAGUUUAAGUGAAUAAAAAGGUUUAACUCAAAUGUGAUUAACUUUUACACAAAAUUAUUGGACAAUAGUUAUAAUUGCAGUUUAAGUGAAUCAGAGUUCUGAAACUUCGAUUGGUUAAUUUCGUACUCCACCUUCAUGGAGCAAAAUAUUAAUAUGCGUUGACAGUAACGCGGGUACAACAUAAUGUCUAUAACACGCGCCAAUAAAAAAAAAUACGACGUAAGUCAUUCUGACCCUCUCACACAUGCUGUCUCAAGUAACGUACGAGAGAGACAAAGUCUUGUGUCGGUAUUUUCGAUUCGUUUCUUGAGUAGCACGAGUUAUACUCAUAUCGUGCGAGUCAACCACUUUAACGACAAUGUACAGUCAGCAACAAGCAUUAAGUUAUCCUUAACUAACAAAAAUAAACAGACUUUGACCUUAACGUCGCUUGAUAUAAGGAUCGCGAUUGAAAAAUUUGACAGUUGGUAGUAAUUGAUGCGUUGUUGGCAGUACUGAUCCAGUAACAUUUAUGUUACUUUAAUUCUUUUGAUGUUAAUAAACAAAGUUAUGCGACCGUGAUUGGUUGAAAACGGCUGCGUGCUCAUUUGUAAAUGUUAAAAAAAAGAUGAACAACGACUGUAAAUUAACGUUUAGGAGAAAGGGCUCCUAGUUUUGUAGUAUAAUGUUAAUAAUACAUAGGUAGGUUGUUGAGUAGAAAGGUAGGGUGAAGCUGACACAUAUCCCUAGCUGAUGGCACUGUUCGCUGUGCGCUUGUGUUAUUGCUGCUGUACGUAACAGCUGCGCUAGCUAGUCGUUAAAACGUUGCGGGUAGUUCGAUAAUGAAUGAUAGUCAAAAUUCAUGCGCUCGAAGGCUUGUAAGUCAAGUUAUAGUCGGCACUUCUUAUAUCCAUAUAAUGCUCUAUCUAUAGCGAAUGAAAGGGAGACUCUAUUGUCAAGUUAACAAGUAUCAAAUAUUGAAUAGCCAUGUGAGGACUAGCAUAACGCUGGCACUUCACUUGGCCAUUCGUAUUUGCUAUUUGUAGGCCUGACAACAGUCGGUCCUUAUCAUGCUUUAAAGGAAUAAAAAAGACAGACUGACUGAUGUCAAGUUAACAAAUAGAUAAUUCAAGUGGUGGCAUAAUAUUCGUAUUAUUGGCAGAGUCAUAUUAUGUGGACGCUUUCUUGAAUAUCGUCGCGUUUUUAAUCUAAAGCGCAGACAACAUUAGUGAACAAAGCGAAGCGAAAGCGUUCGUAUAUUAUAAAACCUAAAGUUUGUGGUGUGACAAUAUAUGGGACAAAUUAAGUAGUAGAGUGAAUUAAAGAAUUUUAUUUGGGGUUUCCUUUUUGAGUGCGAGUUUUCCAACAUAGUGGACAUGACUGUUCUGGCUUGUUUUAAUAGUAUAUAGGUACAGAGUUGACGGAUGUGCUAUAAGUAACUAUAUUUUAUUAUUAAAGUUCCGUUACAUAACAGCUCAGCGGACAUGAUAUGCCACUUACUAUACCUACUAGUAAUGAGACAUCGAUUGCAUUUAUACGGUUUACAGUUAAAACUAUGUAAGUAAAGGUGUUAAUAACAAAAUAUUUCUGAUAAAUUGAUAGUCAGAAAUAUUUUAUCUCAGGCGAUUUUUUUCCACAGAUUAAGGUACCUCAUAAAUAUUUUUUGUAAUAUCUCUGUGCUAUAUUUAGUAAAAAAUUAAAUUACGACCGCACUUAAGAGACGUCAAUUGUUUAAAGCUUGCGUGUUAAACAGACAUGUCGUUUAUUCUAUUGUUAUCGCAAAAAAGUGACACUGUCAAGUUAAAUCGAACAUUAAAUAAUUUUCGACUGUAAGGGCUGUUGUUUGAAGUUUAUAAUAUAAUAAAAAUACGCCUUCUUUCUGGUGACUUUUAUCUAUAGAAGUCAGCAAAAACACCCGCGGACCCCAAAUAGAUAUUCGACGGACUGAUUUGAUGACGUAAUUGUAGAGACUACAUGAAAUGUAUUUCUAGUUUUUAUAAACGUAAACUUAAGUGAAAUUAUUAGAGGAACAAAUGAUAAGCGUCGGUAAUUUCAGUUUUGUAAAUGUUUGACCGAACGCAAGCCAUAUGAUAAGUAUUAUUUUGUAAUUGCGAAUUCUAAAACACUGUUUUAUUUUAAUACCCUUAAUUUCACUAAACUAUAAUGUUAAUUCGUUUGAAGAAUGCGAUAUAGCUUCGUAUGAAGUAUGUUCAUAAUGCGAUUCAACUAAGAAUAGGACCGACUGGGCGCCAUAUUGUGAUGUCAUAGCUGUCAAUUCAAACCAAAUAGGUAGUGAGCAAAAAAAAAAAUUUUAUUUAAUAAAACUUAUUUACUAAGAUUAAGUGAGAAAAAGCAUCAAAUUUUUUUAAUAACAUUUAGAUUGAGAGAAAAAAACCAUCGAUUUUUAAUAAUAUUUAUUUAUUAAGACUGUGAGAAAAAACAUUAAUCAGAAUCUAGCUCUUCUAUUCCGCUCAUCUCUGCAUUACCGCCGGAGUAGUUAUGAUUAAUCAUACACUAUUACUAGAUCACAUACGAACAUGCAUCCUUUAUGUAAACGGAAGAUUGAAAUAGAGUUUCUGAAUGCAAGUUAAAGUGACAUUUAGUGUCAACCAAACCUAAAUCGUCAGAUUUAGGUUAUCAACCAUUCAUGGCCAAAGCUCAAUAAGUGAAAAAAAAUAACAACCGAUAUUAAUUAUCAAUAUUUGUUAUUCUUUGUUUACAAAUGUUUGGUUUUUAUUCUUGAAUUAGCGGACUGCUAAAAGAGGGUUCCAAGUUUUUUUUGCAAACUGUACUUUUCAAGCGACAUUUGACAGAUAGAGGUCAUUGGCUUUCCUAUUCUUAUUUGAAUCGCAUUAUACUGUGGAGAUUUCAGGUAUUAUAACCAUUUUUACAAGUAGUUUCAAACAUGAAAUACUGCUUGCACAGCGAACAGUCGAAAUGUAUUCUAGUGUUUCGAUUCAUUUUGCACUGUUUUAUAUUAGUCGAUUAACUAACGCUCAACUAGAGCAAAUGUAGAACAAAUAUUUAUAUACAUCUUUUAUAAAUUAUUUUAGUUUCUUUUUUAACAUUUAAGAUAUUCUAAGUUUAGUUCUUACGGUGCUUUAACAGAAAAUGUACCCUCGGAAACUGCCUGCCACAUUGUACACAAACCAUUACCUAUUUGCAUUGGAAACGCUGACGAGACAAAUCUAAGACGCAAGGACUACGACUAGGGAAGUGCAUUUAAUUACGGCGACCAUUGCUACCUCUUUUAAAUCCUUUGAUGUGGGAAAUCGACGAAAAAAGAUUGUCAUACAACCCAAGCCGCAUCAGGCUUUAUAUGCAUUUUGCGUGUAACUUCUCUAUGUUAGUAGACUGUUGUGUUCUUUGAUUGUUAUCGUAUAUGUGCUAGGAUAUUCUUAUGGCUUUAUUAAAUGCAAAAUAUGUUUUUUUACGUAGCAGCGCAUGUGCUCGUUGCAUUUAUUGUGUCAAUGAGUCUGUCUGUACGUAGGGAUGUGCUCGUUAAAUUUUGUCUCAAAAAUUAUGGGCGGCAAAAUUUACUUAGGGUCAGCCGUAAAGUCCGUCACUAAAGGGCGGCAAAAUUUCUAGAUCGCACCCUGUCUGUACGUAAUACGAAACGAGCCAGUGGUGAGCCGGAACGCGCGAUUUUGAAUGUGCCUAAAUCGUCUCAUCUGAACAGGCUGCAGCAAUAAAAGCCGUCUUAGAAGCUCCUUUACUCAGCAUUGUGUAUGAAGCAGCCGGCAGUUACCUCCUGAUUCAAUGACUAUGUGCUGUUUGUAGAUAGACUUAACAAAGUAGUAGUUCUUUUUUUACUAUUAUUAAUACGAAUAAUUUAAUAUUUUGUUGCGUGUUUGUAUGUAUCAGAGUACGAAUUAUUUUAGUUCCUUAUAUGUUAGAUCUCACGUUAUAUCGCAAAUUAUAUUGUAAUAUACGUAUGUAAUAUUAGAUCAUAUCGUCUCCUUGUAAAUUAUUAAUUCGGUAGCAGGUUGUGAGAAUGAAUUUAUAAACAUAGAUAUUUGAUUUGAGAAGCAAUACUUUUUCUCUUGUUCAUUAAUGCAUUUUUUUACAAUAUACUGUAUUUUGUGUGUGUUAUAGUUGAUUCUUAAUUCUUAUUAGAAUCGACUGAUUUUAGUGUCCUUACAAUAUACCGGGUGUUUUUUAUUUCGUAAAAAAUGUUAGCCAGUCUAUAUGGAUAAAGAAUUAUUUUAUCUAAUUAUAUCUUGAAACGGAAGCUAGCAGUACUACUUUAUAAGGAAUAAUUUGAAAUGAACACUAUACAAAGACCUCAUACCACAGCAGUGCCCACUAUUGUAGUGGCUUUAUCUUUCCUGAAUACCAUUUCCUUAAGUAAAUAAGAUCAGUCGGUUUUGUGCAAGUUUAUGAUUAUUAUUUUAUCCCCUAUUAAAGAAAUAAUAACCAUGGACUAGUUACACAGUUUUUUACAUUUUUGAUUUAAACAUUUAAAAAAUAUUGUUAGUGGACGAUGAGACAAAAAUUGCGUAACUGGGCCAAGCUUAUUGAUCAACUUUAUUAAAAAGGUUUGACAUUUGUUAUUAAUAAGUAUUAUUCUUAAAGAUCGCGGGAAUGUAACAGCGAUCGACGACAUUCUGAAAAAUUCAUAAAUAUAAUAAAAAAAAAACUUUUAGAAGUGCCAUUAGUAAUGAAACAUAGUAUUUUCAUACUUCUAGUAAUAGCUGUAAAGAAAUUUUAUAUCUUUCGGUCUUUGUAGUAUCAGUGUUUCUUUAACAAGACAUUUUGUUUUGUGCCAUUGAUAAUAAGAUUUUGGAAUAUUGCGUCGUUAUCAUUGAUGCAGCGCAGCAAGUAUUUUCAUAAGAUUAUUGCUAAAUUGAAACAAAAUUGUCCUAUAAUAAAGCCAUAUUUAUUGUAACAAAUAUAUUUUGUAACUUAUUAACAAUGUAUUAGGUGUUAGCAGUACCUAAUAAAAGAUAUUUAGUUUCACUUUCAUUGGCAGUUACAUUAUUACCUCUUAACCAGUCAACAAAAAGGUAACACUGCCGAUUCUUAGUAGAAAUCCUGAUUCGGCCUACUAAUUGGAGUAUAAUUCUUUGUCUUUAAAAUGUACAGGGUAAAUUAAAUAAUACGUACAUAAUAUAUUUUUAGAACGCUUGACCGCAAUGCUGCUUUUAAAUUUCUUCAUCCUAACUUACUGAAUGAACUGAUUCAUUAGCUCUAUGAAAUGAAAUUAUAGAUCUAUUAAAUUGUCUGUCUACCUGUGCUGUUUACAUAAAAACCUGUAUUGUUGGUUCAUUUUGUUCAUGUAUCUUAAACAGUUGGAUAUGCAAUGUCAAUUUUUCUUGUAGGUGAUUGAUUGAAACGAAAACUUGUCUUGUAGAUGUUGAAAUUGCACCUUGUGUGUUUCCGGUAAGGUCUAAAACAAAGCAACAGGGAGCUUUGUCCCUGUUAAUUGUUUAUAAGAUUAGAUGUGUACGAAAUGUUUGUUUUAUUUGUAUUUAGUGUGAGGUGCUGUGCCGCGUAAUGUCCACGCCUAAAUUAGUUAGUAGCUUACUUACCGGGACGAAUAUUUAUUUCAUUUGUAUCGGUAUUAAUUUAUUUCCUCAAACUCUCUGAUACGGUUUAAAAUAGCGAUAUUAAUGCAGGACACUUGCGGCACGGCAUCAUGUGUACAGUUUGUUUUAGCGAUGAAAGUGCACUUUGUAAAUCGGUAGCCUGUUGAAGUGUUGAUAGCUAUGUAUGCAUUAUAUUUUUGGACAGACAACACACUGAUUAAAAGUAUAAAAUAAAAACACAAUCUUCUUAUUGACAACCUUUCCUGUUAUACUGUAUAGUGGAUGAAUACAAUAUAAUCUGCUUUAGAUAU
Chilo suppressalis (striped riceborer) is the source of this 8689-nucleotide messenger RNA. Lineage: Eukaryota; Metazoa; Arthropoda; Insecta; Lepidoptera; Crambidae. The record is from the annotation of a GenBank genome assembly.